AUGAUCACCUUAAUUCUAGACUAUGUUACUCCUAUUAUUACUCACAUCAUUAACCAAUCACUAUUGUCUGGGGAUUUUCCUUCACUUUGGAGAAAAGCAUUUGUCAUGCCGCUGCCCAAAAUAAAGAACCCCAGUACUUUUUCUCACUUUCGCCCAAUAUCGAUUCUCCCGUUUUUAUCUAAAGUUCUUGAAGCUAUUGUCCACAAACAAAUUUCUAGUUACAUUUUCAAAAAUAACUUUCUCAGCACAUAUCAAUCUGGUUUUAGGCCGGGGCACAGUACUACCACAGCUCUUUUGAAAGUUACGGAAGAUUUGCGUACUGGAAAGGAGAACUCAAAAUUGACAGUGUUAAUCCUAAUAGAUUUCUCUAACGCUUUUAAUGCUGUCGAUCAUGAUAUUCUUCUAACUAUACUUUACCACCUAGGUUUCUCUUCGUCAGCGCGGGGCUGGUUCUCCUCAUAUCUUCGGGGUCGUCAGCAGGUAAUUCGAGUAGGUCAGAUUAUCUCUGAUUGGUGCCCGUUGUCUGCUGGCGUUCCUCAAGGCGGAAUUCUCUCUCCUCUCUUGUUCUCAGUCUUUAUAAAUCUCAUUACACCCCACAUUCGCCGUUCGUACCAUCUGUAUGCUGAUGACUUACAAAUUUAUGCUCAAGCUGAGGUGGCAUUUAUCGAUGAUGUGAUUGAGAAGCUCAACUGUGAUCUCAAUUGUAUUUCUAAUUGGUCAAAUAGAUUUGGCAUUAGGGUUAAUCCAUCAAAAUGUCAGGCUAUUGUAGUUGGUAGUUCUCGUAGACUGACUAAAAUUGAUAUGAAGUAG
Messenger RNA from Parnassius mnemosyne (clouded apollo), 810 nucleotides. The record is from the annotation of a GenBank genome assembly. Lineage: Eukaryota; Metazoa; Arthropoda; Insecta; Lepidoptera; Papilionidae.